Messenger RNA from Chrysemys picta bellii (western painted turtle), 2302 nucleotides. NCBI's taxonomy places the organism in Eukaryota, Metazoa, Chordata, Testudines, Emydidae. The record is from RefSeq and is a predicted model, not a curated record.
GCUGGCCAGCAAAAUGGUGGACUCGCAGUACGUGCUGCCCAAUGACGUGGGGCUGGCGCUCCUGGACUGCAGCGAGGCCUUCCGGCUGCUGCUGCGGGGCGAGCGGCUCUACGCCCACUACCUGUCACGUGCCUGCUGGUAUGGGGGGCUGGUUGUGCUGCUCCAGACCUCACCUGAGGCACCAGCCAUCUAUGUGCUGCUCUCCCGCCUCUUCCGUGCCCAGGACCCUGACCAGCUGGGGGAAUUGGCACGCUCCACUGGCCUCACUGACCAGGAGUACCAGGCGUUCCUGGUUUACGCUGCUGGCGUCUUUUCCAACAUGGGGAACUACAAAUCUUUUGGGGACACCAAGUUUGUGCCCAACUUGCCCAAGGAUAAGCUCCGACGACUGAUCUGGCAGAGCCAGGCAUUCCAGGAGCAGCCGGAGGAGAUGAAGUUGCUGUGGGAUAGGUGUGGGGAGCUGAUGUUCUCGCUGGACGCACAGCAGAGACAGCUGGGGCUUAGAGAAAAGGGUACCACCACCUAUUUCUCUGGGAACUGCUGUUUGGAGGAUGCCCAGCUAGCCCAGAAAUUCCUCGACUCGCAGAACAUCAGUGCCUACAACACACGGCUCUUCAAGGAGAAGGACAAGGCAGGGCAGACAUGCUACGAGGUGCGACUGGCAUCAGUGCUGGGCACUGAUGCACCCGUCGACCAUGAGCUGGCCCCCAAGCUACGCAGCUUUGAGUUUGAGGGCUGCACGUUCCGUGUGACCCGCGGGGACUACGCACCCCUGCUGGAGAGAGUGGUGGAGAACCUACAGCGCACCAAGGCUCAUGCUGCCAACACCAACCAGGAGCACAUGCUGGAGCAUUACAUCCGUAGCUUCACUCAGGGUUCCAUUGCGGCCCACAAGGAAGGUUCCCGCUGCUGGAUCCGUGACAAGGGGCCUAUUGUCGAAAGUUACAUCGGCUUUAUUGAAAGCUACCGAGACCCCUAUGGCUCCCGGGGGGAGUUUGAAGGAUUUGUGGCUGUCGUGAACAAGGCCAUGGCCAUUGGCAUGGGAGACCAGACCAUAUGUAAGGCCCGCUGGUCUGUCCCCUUGACAUGCUCUUGCCUCAUGGUGAGUGUUGGCCUCAAUGCCCUAGCAAGGCCCUAUGGGGCGCUAUGCUGCAGGGAGGAUUCAAUAGGGGGUGUUUUCCCCUUGCAAUCAGUUCUGACCCCAAUGCAGCACAUCAACAUCCACAACUAUGACGACAUCCGCCAGACCGAAGGUUUCAAGAAUGUGUCCCUGGGCAACGUGCUGUCAGUGGCUUAUGCCACCCAGAAGGACAAACUGACCUUCCUCGCUGAGGAGGACAAGGACCUGUACAUUAAGUGGAAGGGGCCAUCAUUUGAGGUGCAGGUCGGGCUUCACGAGCUGCUGGGGCAUGGCAGUGGGAAGCUCUUUGUGCAGGAGGAGAAGGGCACCUGUAACUUCGACAGAGAGGCUGUGAUCAACCCGGAGACGGGGGAACUGAUCCAGAGCUGGUACCGGGGCGGCGAGACGUGGGACAGCAAGUUCUCCACCAUCGCAUCGAGCUACGAGGAGUGUCGAGCCGAGUGCGUGGGGCUCUACCUCUGCCUCAACAAGGACGUGCUCCGGAUUUUUGAGCUGGAAGGUGAGGAUGCGGAAGACGUGAUCUACAUCAAUUGGCUGAACAUGGUGCGGGCUGGGCUGCUAGGGCUGGAGUUCUACACCCCUGAGACCGGCACCUGGCGCCAGGCUCACAUGCAGGCGCGCUUCGUGAUCCUGCGGGUACUGCUGGAGGCAGGCGAGGGGCUGGUGUCGCUGCAACACACCACGGGCGCUGACGGCAAACCCGAUGCACUCAUCACUCUCAACCGCAACAAGAUCCUGCCUGUGGGGAAGCCGGCCAUCGAGCGGUUCCUGCGCAGGCUGCAGGUGCUGAAGUCGACGGCGGAUGUGGCGGGGGGCCGGGCGCUCUACGGGGGUUUCUCAGCCGUGACAGACGAGGGGCCUGAGCGUUUCCUGAGCCUGCGCGACACCGUGCUGCUACGCAAGGAGGCACGCAAGAUGUUUGUGCAGGCCAACACCCGCCUGGAAGGCGAGGAUGUGACCCUGGUGCAAUACGAGGGUACCGCAGCCGGACUGAUCCGCUCCUUCUCCGAGCGAUUCCCUGAGGAUGCUGAGCUCUUGGAGCGCCAUCUGCUGGAGCUGUCGGACGCCGACUCCCACUUCUGGGCAAGCCGGGGCUGAGAACAGGGAGACCCAACCCCCACACUGCACAGGGGACUCAAUACACUCAGCUUUUGUACCUGC